AUGGAACCAUUUGGUCCGUUUUUUGACAACAAUGAAACAAUUUACACUCCAAAUUUUACAAACACAACUUCUGAUGACCAACUUCAAAACCCAGAUUUAGAUACUUUUAAUUUUGAUCCUGUAUUUUUAGUAGAUUUAGCUGAUAAAGGCGGGGAGUAUCAAAGAGAAAUAAUUAGAGAUGAUGAUGACACCCCUAUUUAUAGAGAAAUUAUUAAUGUUUCAAAAAACGAAGAUGAUUGUAACAAUAACGAAAGAUUUAAAUCUUGGUCCUCUAAUAAUGAUCCUAAUAAAAUGACAUCAUUAGAGUUUCUUAAUAAAUUAACCGAAGAAGAAAUUAAUAGAAAUAAGGAAAUUUUACAGAAAAAAUUGUUUGAGCUUUUAAGUUUACUUGCUAAAAAUAAGGAUUAUGAUAGAAAUGCUUUAGAAACAGAUUUCAAUAGAUUCAUUUCAACAAUAGAUAAGCUUAAAUUUAAUAAUUUUAGGAGUGAAAUUUCAUCACAACAAAUAGCAGCAGCAUUUGAAAGAUCAAUUCAACAUUUUGAAUCAGAACUUACAAAAGCUGAGGUGACUAAUGUUUUUACAGUUUUAACAGAAGUUUUAAAGAAAAUACCAGGACCUGUUGGACCAAUAUUUAACUCACAUUUAUUUAUGAAAAAGCUUACUGGUAGAUCACAAAAAAGACCCGAAGGUAAACAAGAUAGAACAAAAAGUGUUGUUAAAAAUAAGAGUCAUGAAUAA
Molecule: messenger RNA, 738 nt
Organism: Hepatospora eriocheir
Lineage: Eukaryota; Fungi; Microsporidia; Hepatosporidae
Source: the annotation of a GenBank genome assembly